AUGGCUGAUCAAGCAGCAGCAGCAGAAGCCAACCAGACGACCAACACAAUAGUGUGCUAUGCGCCAACGAUGAUAACAACAAAUGGUAUAUGGCAAGGCGACAAUCCUCUCAACUAUUCCCUCCCGCUCUUCAUCCUCCAACUCACCAUGGUCGUUAUCACCACCCGUGUUCUUGGUGUCAUCUUGAAACCCCUUCGCCAACCCCGCGUCAUCUCUGAAAUCCUCGGUGGAGUAAUAUUAGGUCCUUCCAUUUUGGGUCAAAGCCAAAAAUUUGCCAACACCUUGUUCCCUUUGAGAAGCGUGAUGGUUCUGGAGACAAUGGCCAACGUGGGUCUGCUCUACUUCCUCUUCCUCGUUGGUGUCGAAAUGGAUUUGGCCGUCAUCCGCCGCGCCGGGAAGAAGGCCCUCUCCAUUGCCAUCGCCGGGAUGAUCCUCCCUUUCAUCGUCGGUGUCUCCUUCUCCUUCCUCCUGCAUCACAAGAACCACAAUGUGAAGCAAGGCACCUUCAUCCUCUUCCUCGGCGUCGCACUCUCCGUCACCGCCUUCCCCGUGUUGGCCCGCAUCCUCGCGGAGCUCAAGCUCCUGAACUCUGAGAUUGGACGGUUGGCCAUGUCGUCUGCCCUCGUCAAUGAUGUAUGCGCUUGGAUCCUCCUGGCCUUAGCCAUCGCACUCGCUGAGAACGAGAGCACCACAUUGGCUUCUCUCUGGGUUAUCCUCUCCAGCUUCGCCUUUGUCGCGUUUUGCAUCUUCGUCGUUCGACCCCUCGUCGGAUGGAUGAUAAGGAGAACGCCAGAAGGCGAAGCCAUUAGUGAGUUCUACAUUUGCCUGAUCCUCACGGGAGUAAUGAUCUCCGGCUUUGUCACUGACGCCAUUGGGACACACUCUGUUUUCGGGGCUUUCGUCUUCGGCCUAAUCAUUCCGAACGGGCCGCUGGGCGUGACGCUGAUAGAGAAGCUGGAGGACUUUGUUUCGGGUCUUUUGUUGCCAUUGUUCUUCGCAAUGAGCGGGCUGAAGACCAAUAUUUUGGCCAUUUCCGGCGCGAUGACUUGGGGGUAUUUGUUCCUCCUCGUUAUUCUUGCCUGCGUCGGGAAAAUCGCCGGGACUCUUAUGGUUGCUUUGUAUUACCAAAUGCCCUUUUAUGAAGGCGUUACGCUCGGCCUAUUAAUGAACACCAAAGGCCUUGUUGAGAUGAUUGUGCUCAAUGUUGGUAAGGAACAAAAGGUGCUAGAUGACACGUCAUUCGCAAUCAUGGUGGUCGUUGCCGUGGUGAUGACCGGAAUCAUCACACCGAUCGUGACGAUGAUCUACAAGCCGGCAAGACGGUUCGCGCCAUACAAACGUCGGUCAGUGCAGCUGUCAAAACCCGAUGCCGAACUCCAAGUCUUGGUCUGCAUCCACACGCCUCGCAACGUCCCGACCACCAUCAACCUCUUGGAGGCCACUUACCCCACCAAGAAAUCCCCCAUUGCCAUCUACGUCCUUCACCUGGUGGAGCUCACUGGCCGCGCCUCCGCCAUGCUCAUUGUCCACAACACCCGCAAGUCCGGUCGCCCCGCCCUGAACCGCACCCAAGCCCAGUCCGACCACAUCAUCAACGCCUUCGAGAACUUCGAGCAGCACGUCGACUGCAUCUCCGUCCAGCCCCUUACCGCCAUCUCGCCUUACUCCAGCAUGCACGAAGACAUCUGCAGCGUCGCCGAGGACAAGCAGGUGGCCAUCAUCAUCAUUCCAUUUCACAAGCAGCAAACGGUCGACGGCGGAAUGGAAGCCACCAACCCGGCUUUCCGGCACAUCAACCAGAACGUGCUCGCCAACGCGCCGUGCUCCGUCGGCAUUCUUGUUGACCGAGGGCUGAGCGGGUCGACCCGAUUGGCCGCCAACCAGGUGUCGCACCACGUCGCCGUUCUAUUCUUCGGGGGACCUGACGAUCGAGAAGCCUUGUCAUACGCUUGGAGAAUGUCGGAGCAUCCCGGAAUCAACCUCAACGUCUUGCGUUUCCUUCCCGGAGACGAGGUUGUCGAAUCGGCGAUGGAACAGCGCGACCAUGAACACGGCGACCCCAGGAUUCUGACUGUGGUGACGGACGACGGCCGGGAGAAGCAGCUCGACGAGGACUACAUCAACGAGUUCAGGGCGAAAACUUCCAACGACGAAUCAGUGACUUAUACGGAGACGAUAGUGAACAACGGGGAGGAGACGGUGAGCGCGAUAAGGCACAUAGACACGAUGCACGAUCUUUUCAUUGUAGGGCGGGGACAGGGCAUGAUAUCGCCGCUCACGGCGGGGCUAACGGACUGGAGCGAGUGCCCAGAGCUGGGCGCGAUCGGAGACCUGUUGGCGUCGUCGGAUUUCGCUUCCACCGUGUCGGUGCUGGUUGUGCAGCAGUACGCGGGGAUGGGGCUGCAGGGGGAAGGGGUAUCGCCGCUGGACAGCGGCGGCAACCAUAACGGGCAAGUGACCAGCCACUGGCGAACGCAGCAGCAGCAGCAGAUACUUAACCCCUGAAAGCAAGCAAUCUGCCAUGAAUGCACAUAAUUAAUUGUUCGACAGCUUUUUGUUUGUUUGGCGGUAACGUUAUUCUGUAUUCUUAGGUUAUGAUUGAAGGAUAUUU
Molecule: messenger RNA, 2611 nt
Organism: Diospyros lotus (date-plum)
Lineage: Eukaryota; Viridiplantae; Streptophyta; Magnoliopsida; Ericales; Ebenaceae
Product: cation/H(+) antiporter 15
Exons: 4
Coding region: 1-2505 (834 amino acids)
Biological process (GO): proton transmembrane transport; regulation of pH
Cellular component (GO): endomembrane system; membrane
Molecular function (GO): antiporter activity
Source: RefSeq, a predicted model, not a curated record